AUGUCCGACGACCUCGCCGAGCUUCUCACGGCCGAAGACGCCCCCACCGCCAUCGCCAUCGGCCACGACUGGGGCUCCUUCCUAGCCAACCGCCUCUACCUCUGGCACCCGGAGCGCGUCGCGGGCUUGGCCCUGCUGAACUUCGCGUACAUGCCGCCCAACCAGACGACGCCCUUCGAUCUGGACCAAAUGAACGCGCUCAUGGAACAGCUGUUCGGGCACCCGAUCUUGGCGUACUGGGAGUUGCUGACGCGGGCGACGGGGGACGUGCCCGCGCUGCUGGAGGGGAAUGCGGCACGGCUCUGGGAGCUGCUGCAUGCGGCGCGGCCACAGCCGGAGUGGAUGCGGAAGCUCCUGUGUGAGCGGGGGGCGACGGAGGCGUUUUUGACGGCCGGCACUGUCGACGGGGAGGCAGUGGCGGGGGACAUCAAGCUGAGGGACUAUGCUGGGCAUGACGGUGUGUAUUGGGAGGACUUCGUUAGGAGGCUGACGGAUAAGGAGGCGGGAGGCAUUGCGCCGGCGCUCUGUUGGUAUCGAGCCAUGUCGGAGAAUGCGACGUUCGAGGUAGAAAGGACGCUGGAAAAGGAGGCGUUGGUGCUGAAGGUGCCGACGUUGUUCGUGGCGUGUCCUGAUGACGCGGUGUGUCGGGCGGAGUUGAUAGAGGCGCCGAAACAGGAGGGCUUGCUGCCGGAUCUGACUGUGGUGGAGGUCGGCGGGUGUGGGCAUUGGGGGAUUAUCUAUGAGAAGGCGGAGGAGACGGCAGGAGUUAUUGGAGGGUUUUUGAAGGAGAGGUUGGGGUUCCUAGCGCCGUGGCUUAACAUGAGCCCAUUAUUCAAUCAUUGCAUGGAAACUGGUGUGAUAGCACGGACUUCCUAUAAAAAUGGCAGCCCGGGGCUACAAAGGCAACGUCCUGGACAUUAUCGAUGCAUGAUUUCUGACGGUUUGAGUGAAAAUUGUUGGUCUCGCAAUGCAUUUCUGAUUUGGAUGCCCAGAAUCAUGACCAGACCUACCAAUAUAAGUGUUGGCCACAAUCUGAAAUUCGAGAUUUGCUCAAAGCGCAGUGUCGGCGUUCCAACCACGAGCCACAUGUCAGUCCGCCAUAUGAACCCUUCUACCUGA
Histoplasma capsulatum G186AR is the source of this 1119-nucleotide messenger RNA. RefSeq lists its product as uncharacterized. The record is from RefSeq and is a predicted model, not a curated record. Gene Ontology annotation, molecular function: catalytic activity. The coding region runs from base 1 to 1119 and encodes 372 amino acids. Lineage: Eukaryota; Fungi; Ascomycota; Eurotiomycetes; Onygenales; Ajellomycetaceae. The transcript is spliced from 4 exons.